AUGCACCUCCACUUCACGCUGGUCUUCUGUGAUGACGUGGUACUUCCCAAGAUGAUGCUGCUCAUUCGUACAACAGCAGAAUAUUGCCUCCACUUACAACUGUACAGAGACCCGAAGGACCGAUACAAGAAGGGCCAGACUAAAGCAUCACUUUCACUGCAACACUUCCUGGGGUUUGAAUCUGGAUUCACCCUGGACAAGGAAUCGAACACAAUUGCUAUAAUAUGCCAAGAUGUUACAGUUGUUCUCGCUUUCGAGUCCAGGGAGAGGCUUAUAUCCUGGCAAGUAAAGGUCGGGGGCCAGUUGGGUUCUUCGAAGGAAUACCUGGUGAUGAUAGGAGCGGGGGGUUCAAGGAAGCUCCCCGCUGGACCGGCGCGCUUGCAUCUCCAAGGCAGGAGGUUUGCUCUCACGAGCGGUGUACCGCCUCGUCUAUUGGGACUGUGGGAGAUAGGACACUUGAGGCGGUAUGGAGUGGCAGAAGGCCGCUUUUGCUUCGAAGGGGGUUCACACUGCGGAAAAGGCGAAGGUUUGCAUUUGCUUAUCACUGAUCAAGCCCAAGACAUAACAGAUGCGUUCGACCAAGCGGCACAAGGGAAUUUUUCUCUUCAACGUCCACCCAUAUCUAGAAUUGGCGCUGAGCGUAACAAGUCUAGACCAAAUACUCGCCUUUCCGAUAAAAAUCCAGGCGAUCAAUCCAUACCGGAUUCCGCUAGUGGUCUGUACGAGGAGAACUUCUUUGGCGAAGACUGUGGAGAACCAUCAAACUUUUGGCCAUCUGAUGAGAGACAUGGAGCCAAUGAUCACGAGUUCAAGCCCGAAAUGGAAAUAGCUGCGGAGCCACCCUGGACUGGAGCAGAUCAUGUUACUCUGGAGCGUUGCAACAAUUGUCUUACAAAACUUGGCGUGAUGACUCGUUCAUCGACCGUGGCGAUAACUCCAAAUAGUCACUUUAAUCCCGCUUGGACAAUGGAAUCGGUUCCGGAGAGUGGCUCUGAUAAUUCUUCAAACAGUGCUGAAUACUUAACCCCAAAAACUACCAGAAAAAUGCACGAGGCUUGUCAGUGUCAGGAACGACCACCUCAAAGGCCCCCCAAACCUCCUCAAUUUGAUCAAAAGAAACCACCAGCUCCAUUGCCUGUACAUAGUUGUGCGUGUAUAGUCAAUGACAAUUACACAAUUAACAAUUCAAAGAUUGGUCCUUACGAAAAUUAUGACGUUCCUAAAACAGCUCAUACAGAGGUUGAUAAUGUUCCUGCCAAAUCUUCGUCUGCUGAGGCUGAAGUACCGGUUUUGCCACCAAAACAAUUUAAAGGCGUAAUGGACACGCACAGCACAUCAAGCGGUACUUCUGAUAUGUCCGACUAUAUAGAAACUUUAUCUUUAACAUCCUCGCAUUCAUCAUCCGACACUCCGACAGGUUUAAGGCUCAGCCGCCAGCCAACAAGCACCCUGCGACCUCGCUCUGGCAAAGAAUAUCACAACAGAGAUCCAAUUCUCACGUCAAUGUUCAAGAACGGUAAAGACCUAACUAAUUAUGGUAACAUUCAG
Messenger RNA from Iphiclides podalirius (scarce swallowtail), 1548 nucleotides. Lineage: Eukaryota; Metazoa; Arthropoda; Insecta; Lepidoptera; Papilionidae. The record is from the annotation of a GenBank genome assembly.